CAGAGGGACAUUUGACGGGGAGAUAGACGGAGAGUUUUAAAUUUACCGGAUGUGAAAAUUGUUUGUGAGGUUUUUAUAGAAUUUCCUGUCGAUAGACAGAUUGAUUUUCCGUGAAAUUGUGUAAAAAGCGAUAUUGUGGAUUGUUUUGCUCAGUUUGUUCAGAUUAUGUGUGUUUUAUUAUCUUUAUAAAUUGUGUUUGCAUUUUCCCGAUUCGCGCGUUUGACGGUCGUGGGAGAGAAAGCGAGAAAGGGCAGAUUUGCUGCACGUGUUGCAAAGUGAGCGUCGAACGCGGAAAAAUUGGAGUGAAAAGAGACAAAAAUGCCACGAUCGGAAGUAUCAAAUGACGAGGAGGAGAUCCAAUCGUCUCUGGAGAACAUAAGAAUCACACGUGCCACAGCCAAGAGAUUGGGAUCUGUGGAAAAAGAUGUGCCCGGAACGCCAAAAAGAUCCCAAUCUGUCCUAUCACUGGAAACAAUUUCUGAGGACAGUUCAGUAAAUUUGAGAAGUACCAGAGCUACAAAGAAAGAUACGUCGCUGUCGCCGGUGGGUGAGAAAGGUGAGAAAAAUGGGACGAAUCCGCAGGGGGAUAUCCUUGAGCAAUUUUCCUUGUUGCAAUUAGGCAAAGCCGAUAGUACAAUUGGGACACCAAUCAGAAGAACUAGGCGACAAUCUGCCCUCAUAGAAUCCCCAGCUAGAACUACCCGAUCUCAGCGUCAGAUCAGUGAAGAUCGCGAAGAUGUAGCCUCAAGUUCUUCAGCAUCCUCCUUAGCACGCCAAUUGCGCACGAGGCGUCAAUCUACGGGAUCCAAUCUGACGCAGAAAAAUGUAGAGAGUCACAAUGAGCGCAGUGUGACCUUCAAUGAGUCUCCGGAACAAGACAGAGAGUACACGCAGUUCCCAAAGACUCCGAAAGCCACGAAGGGCAAAACAUCUGCGGAUGAUUCCUUUGAAAGUAUUCUCCCCAACCAGGCGGUAGUGUUACUGGAGCGCCUAACGGACUUUAACAUUUCAGAUGAGCUCCAAGAUAAGGAAGUGUCUGGGACUCAGAGUGCCCAAGAAAGUGAGAAAAAGGACAGUGUUGAGACAGAAAAUACCGUUGUUGGGGGCGAAAGUGGUGCUGAUGAUGCAAAGAAGUCAGAAGAGGAAGUGACAAAAGAUGCAGAGAGAGUUGAGGAGGAUCAAGUUGCACAGAAUGAAGAGAAAUCUGCCGGUGAAAAAACUGAUGAAGUUGUUCCAGAAUUCUCAACUAGCUGGAGUCAGUCGGUGUCUGGUAAGGUGACUGAUACAGGGGAGAAUCCGAUUGAUGCUUUCGGAACUAAGGAGCGCAAAGAGGAGGAAGAGGCACUGGCAGAGCAUAAAAAGGAGACAGAAAAGAAGAAGGCUGUUAAAUAUAAACUCAUGAAGAUUUACAGUGAUGACGAAGACGAGGAGGCAGAAGAAGAGGAAGAGAAAGAGGAGAAGAAAAAGUCAGAAUUUGUUGAUGAUGAAGCCAUGGAAGUGCCUGAGGGAGAAGAGUCAAUGGAUGAGGAGGAGAGGGAGUAUCUCAAGCAACAAGAAAUUCCAGAAAAUGGUAUUGAUAUUGGAUCUGAAGAUACCGAUGAAGGGGAUGAAGAAGAAGAGGAUGAUAAAGAGCCAGAUCCUGAAGAUGUCAAUUUUAUUGCCUUUUCUGAUCAGGAGGAAAAUGAUCCGGUGGUUAAUGAUUCUCUGGAUAUCCUGGAGGAGAAGGCGGAGAAAGUGUCAAAGAAGAAAAAGAGGAUUCUUGUGAUGGAGGACAGUAGUGAUGAGGAUGAAGAGAUUGAGGAGACUUAUAGAAAUACUUCUUUGGUCAAGUUCCCAGGCACAGUGCUCUCUAAACUUAAUGAUGAUGAGGAAGAAGGUGAAGCUGAAGCAGUUGAAUAUGAUCAAGAUGUCACAAUGGUGUCUCUGCCGUCGCCCAGUAAGAAGACCCCAAAGAGUUCACAGAAGAUCCAGAAAUCUGCCCAGAAGACACCUAAAUCAGCCGAAAACGUCCAGCAGCCGGUUGAAAAUGGCCAGAAAUCUGCCCAGAAGACUCCAAAAGUUUCAGAAAAGUCUCAGAAGUCUGCUCAGAAGACAGCAAAGUCACCUGAAAAAGCUCAAAAGUCAGCGGAAAAGGCUGAGAAAUCGGUGCAGAAGACUCCAAAAUCUGCUCAGAAGACUCCUCAACCCAAAUCAGUGUCUCGCAAUCUUCAGUCAGAACUGGAAGAGCAGAGUAAUCAGACUUCUGAGAAAGAUCCCGUAGAACAAGAUGAAGAUGUCGAGAUGACAAAUCUUCCGGAAGAACAGACGAGUAAAGUUGCUGAAGAAAUGGAUUCUCCAUUGUCACCGGAAGGAAAUAAAGAUGCCGAUGAAGAAGAUUCAGAAGACUCAGAAUCGGAGGAAGAAGAUGAGAAGAGUAAGGAGGAAGAGUCUGAAGAUGAAGAAGAUGAUGAGCAAUGGGAAGAUAUUGAGGAGGAAGAGGAGAAGGAGAAGCUGGAUAAAACGGACAGUGAGAGUGUGUCGGCCAUCCUGGCGCGUUGCAAUGAGUUCCUGAAGGUUAAGCGGGAGGAUCAGGCUGCUCAGAAGAAGAUCAAUGCUGAGAAGAGGGCAAAGAGGCGUGCAGCUAAAGAGAAGAAGAUGCAAUUGAAGAAAGAGUUGGAGGAAAAGAAGGCAGAAGUGGAGAGGCUCAGGGAGGAGAUCAAAGAGAAGAAGCGACGCGAGAAGGAAGAACAGGAGAAGCCAAUUGUAAAGGAAGAAGCUCAGUCGAAGAAGAAAGUCUCCGAACCGGAAGGGAAGCCUCAGAAAAAGAAGAAGAAAGAGAAGAUUCUGGAGGAAGAAACACCAAGGCCCGUUGACAUUGAGAAGAAAAAGAAGAAGAAGGAGGAAAAAUCUUCAGAAAUUCCAUCUACGGGAACUAAAAAGAAGAAGAAAGAGAAGAUACAGCAAGAAGAGCAACAGGAAGAAGUCCAGAAGAAGAAGAAAAAGAAGAAGAAUGAAGAGGAAGAUGUAACCGUCAGUUCUGGCGAUACCAAUAGACUUCCACUGGCUCUGCUGAAUCAAUUGUCAGAAAACACAGGAGAAAAGCUAUCCAGGAAGAAGCGCCGAGCCGAAGAAGAUCCCGAAAGUGCAAAGCCACAGAAGAAGCAAAAAUCCCUUCCGGAAGUGCCGAAAAAUGUUGCGACACCUAUUGGGAUGUUCAAUGUCAGUGAGGUUGAUCCCCUGCUGAAUCCCUUUAGCAUUCGGGAUUCAAAACUCUUGCGCAAGGCUCAGGUGACAAAACAAUUCAAACGGGAGAAGAAACUGAAGCAUAAGAAGAAGGAAAUUCCUGAAGCAAGUUGCAUUUUUCCCCGUCCAACAACAUCCUGGACACCUGCGGGAAUUUUCACAAUCACCGAUUUUAGUCCUCGGAAAAAAAUUGUCAAUACAGCAGGGAAUUCGGGAUCAAUGGAGUUUAUCGUAACGGCCCUGGAGCCAAAGAAGAAGAUGAGCAAGAAGAGCCAGGUGACAAGUGUCUUCAGUACGAAUACCGAGAAACCUGCCAUCAGCUUCAAAGAUCAAAAAUUGUAUGGGAAUGGUGUUGUCCGGGAGACUUCCAGGGACCUGAUGAAUCGAAAUAUUAAGAGGAAGUUCACCAAAAUGUAAUGAAAAAACAAUUUCUGUAAACAUUCUCAAUUUUUUUUGCCUAUGAAUUGCGUUAUCAAA
Molecule: messenger RNA, 3699 nt
Organism: Phlebotomus papatasi
Lineage: Eukaryota; Metazoa; Arthropoda; Insecta; Diptera; Psychodidae
Product: glutamic acid-rich protein-like
Exons: 4
Coding region: 319-3639 (1106 amino acids)
Source: RefSeq, a predicted model, not a curated record